Messenger RNA from Engraulis encrasicolus (European anchovy), 1320 nucleotides. RefSeq names its product one cut homeobox 3b (gene onecut3b). Gene Ontology annotation, biological process: regulation of transcription by RNA polymerase II. The coding region runs from base 1 to 1320 and encodes 439 amino acids. Gene Ontology annotation, cellular component: nucleus. The transcript is spliced from 3 exons. Gene Ontology annotation, molecular function: DNA-binding transcription factor activity, RNA polymerase II-specific; RNA polymerase II cis-regulatory region sequence-specific DNA binding. The record is from RefSeq and is a predicted model, not a curated record. Lineage: Eukaryota; Metazoa; Chordata; Actinopteri; Clupeiformes; Engraulidae.
AUGGAACUUACGAUGGAAAACAUUGGCAACAUGCACGGCGUCUCCCAUUCACAGACGGGAGACUUGAUGAAUUCUUCGCACGGGCGACCGUCAUCAGCAUCCCACCGGAACUUAGUAUCGCACGGACGCUCAGCUAUGGUCUCCAGCAUGGCUUCCAUCCUGGAGGGUGCCGGGGAUUACCGGACAGACCCUGCGCUCUCCGGACACCUGCACCCGGCGAUGACCAUGUGCGAGUCCGGUAUGAGCCUCCCCAACACGUACACCACUCUCACCCCUCUCCAGCAUCUUCCUCCCAUCUCCAGCGUCUCCGACAAGUUCCAUCAUCCCCACCCGCACUCGCACCACCAUGCCGCGCAUCAGCGACUCGCGACGGGCAAUGUCAGUGGAAGUUUCACCCUGAUGAGAGACGACCGAGGCCUGGCAUCAAUGAGCAACCUGUACGGACACUAUCCCAAAGAGAUGUCCGGGAUGGGUCCACCACUCUCGCCACUGUCAAAUGGCUUGGGUUCCUUGCACAACUCCCAGCAAACGCUAUCCGCGUACGGGCCCAGCGCUCACUUGGCCAACGACAAGAUGCUAUCCACGGGAGGCUUCGAGUCCCACGCCGCUAUGCUCUCCCGAGGCGAGGAGCACCUUGCUCGGAGUUUAGGGGGUCACGGGCACGGUAUGAUCUCGAAUCUUAACGGCAUGCACCCGCACAGUCACUUGCACUCGCAGGCCAACGGUUCUAUGCUCGGCGAGCGAGACAGACAUGCAACGGGUGCUGGCCAAGGUGGUGCGUCUGGACAGGUGGAGGAAAUCAACACCAAAGAGGUGGCACAGCGGAUCACAGCAGAGCUAAAACGUUACAGUAUACCUCAAGCAAUUUUCGCCCAGCGGAUCUUGUGUCGCUCACAGGGUACAUUGUCGGACCUUCUGCGGAACCCGAAGCCGUGGAGUAAACUGAAGUCCGGUCGGGAAACAUUUCGGCGCAUGUGGAAGUGGUUACAGGAACCAGAGUUUCAGCGGAUGUCAGCUCUUCGACUAGCAGCCUGCAAGCGGAAGGAGCAGGAGCAGCACAAAGAGCGCAACAUGGUGCCCAAGAAGCAGCGUCUGGUCUUCACCGACCUGCAGCGCCGCACGCUCAUCGCCAUCUUCAAGGAGAACAAGCGGCCCUCCAAGGAGAUGCAGAUCACCAUCUCGCAGCAGCUGGGGCUGGAGCUCAGCACCGUCAGCAACUUCUUCAUGAACGCCCGGCGCCGCUGCUCGGACCGCUGGCACGACGAUGGUGCCAGCCCGGGCCAGCCGGGUCCCUCGGCCACCACCUUCUCCAAGGCCUGA